AUGACAGACUCAAGGCCCGUCGUCGUCGACAACGGCACCGGCUUUGUCAAGGUCGGCUAUGCCGGCUCCAACUUUCCCGAGCAUGUGUUUCCGUCGAUCGUCGGACGACCCAUCCUGCGUUCCGAAGAGCGCGACGCCAUCUCGAGCAACACCGGCACGCAGAUCAAGGACAUCAUGGUGGGCACCGAGGCAGAGGAGCUGCGCAACUACCUCCAGAUCAACCAGCCCAUGGAACACGGCAUCGUCAAGGAUUUCGGCGACAUGCGCCACGUGUGGAACUACACUUUCGACGAAAAGCUGCGCAUCGACCCGCAGGGGCGCAAGAUCCUGCUCACCGAGCCGCCCAUGAAUCCCAAGAAGAACCGCGAGGAGAUGUGCCAGAUCAUGUUUGAAGAGUACGGCUUCGACGGCGUCUAUGUCGCCAUCCAGGCCGUGCUGACGCUCUAUGCCCAGGGUCUUCAGACGGGUGUGGUGGUCGACUCGGGCGACGGUGUGACGCACGUCGUGCCCGUGUUCGAAGGAUUUGCACUGCCCCACCUCACCAAGCGGCUGGAUGUGGCGGGUCGCGAUGUGACGCGCUACCUGAUCAAGCUGCUCCUCAUGCGCGGAUACGCGUUCAACCGCACCGCCGAUUUCGACACGGUGCGUCAGAUCAAGGAAAAGCUGUGCUACGUCAGCUACGACCUCGACCUGGACAAGAAGCUCGCCGAAGAGACAACAACGCUCGUCGAGCAGUACACGCUGCCGGACGGCCGCAUCAUCAAAGUCGGCUCCGAACGCUUCGAGGCGCCCGAGUGCAUGUUCCAACCGCAUCUGGUGGAUGUCGAGCAGGCGGGCGUUGCCGAGCUCCUCUUCAACACCAUCCAGUCCGCCGCGGUCGACACGCGCGCCGAGCUGUACAAGCACAUUGUGCUCUCGGGCGGAUCAUCCAUGUAUCCGGGUCUGCCCAGCCGUCUGGAAAAGGAGAUGAAGCAGCUCUACCUCACGCGCGUGCUCAACAACGACGGCGCGCGCUUGAAGAACUUCAAGAUCCGAAUCGAGGAUCCGCCGCGCAGAAAGCACAUGGUCUUCCUGGGCGGCGCCGUGCUCGCCGACAUCAUGAAGAACAGGGAGAGCUUCUGGAUCUCGCGUGCAGAGUGGUACGAACAGGGCAAGGCGUGCCUCGACCGUCUGGGCCGUCAUUCUUGA
Molecule: messenger RNA, 1188 nt
Organism: Moesziomyces antarcticus
Lineage: Eukaryota; Fungi; Basidiomycota; Ustilaginomycetes; Ustilaginales; Ustilaginaceae
Product: actin/actin-like protein
Exons: 1
Coding region: 1-1188 (395 amino acids)
Biological process (GO): Arp2/3 complex-mediated actin nucleation
Cellular component (GO): Arp2/3 protein complex; actin cortical patch
Molecular function (GO): actin filament binding
Source: RefSeq, a predicted model, not a curated record